This is a messenger RNA of Tetrahymena thermophila SB210, 1206 nucleotides long. Its product is annotated as MORN motif protein. The transcript is spliced from 4 exons. NCBI's taxonomy places the organism in Eukaryota, Ciliophora, Oligohymenophorea, Hymenostomatida, Tetrahymenidae. The record is from RefSeq and is a predicted model, not a curated record.
AUGGGAAAUGCUUGUUCCUGCGAUGAUGACGUUGUUCAUGAUCAAAAUUUGAAUAAACCUGUUUAAUAUAAUUAAAAUAAAAAUUUUCAAGAAUUAUAUGAAAGAGGAGUUGAUUCAGAUUUUGAGCAAGAUUAAGAUUUAUAAGCAACUGCAAAGACUUUAGGAAAAAAAGCAUCUAUAUAAAAACUGCAUGCUACUCCUGGUUAAGUUUCUGUAAGAAACUCAUAAAUAUUUAAUGGUACAAAUAAUAGUUUCAUAGAAAAAACAGCAGCCAAUAAUGAUAAUACUGCAAUCUAGAAGGCAAAUUUUUUAAAUGGAGUUAAAAUUAUAAAACAUAGUUCAACUAUCCCUCCUGAAGUUAAGAAACACAUAAGAUUGGAUCUUUAAUUAUUAGAUAAAUUACCAGAUUUUAGUAAUGAAUAUACUCGUCAUGUGUUAGAUAGAUUAGGAGGUUUUAAGUAUGACGAUGAGGAUCCUUUAGAUAUUACAAAUUUACCUUAUUAUGGACCUGUUUUACUUGAUAAUUACGCAUGCUACUAUGGACAAUGGAAAAAUGGAAUGAAAUGGGGAAGAGGAAAAUAAGUAUGGAGCGAUGGUUCUAUGUAUGAAGGUUACUGGUCUAAUGAUAUGGCUAGUGGAAGAGGUAGACUUAUUCAUGGAGAUGGUGACGUUUACGAAGGCUAAUGGUAAGAAGAUAAAGCUGAUGGUGAUGGAGUUUACAUUCAUAGAGAUGGCGCUAGUUAUACUGGAUAAUGGGUAUAAGAUAAGUAGCAUGGUAUUGGUAUUGAAAAGUGGAUUGACGGAGCUAGUUACGAAGGAUAAUAUUUUUAAGGUAUGAAACAUGGAGAGGGUAUCUUUUUGUGGGCAGAUGGUAGUCAAUACCAUGGAUCUUUUAAAUAAAAUAAUAUUCAUGGAAAGGGUUAAUACAAGUGGAAAGAUAAGAGAUAAUAUACUGGAGAGUGGAAAGACAAUAAAAUGCAUGGACUAGGCUAAUUUACAUGGCCAGAUGGUAGGAAAUAUUAUGGAGAGUAUAAAGAUGACAAAAAACAUGGGUAUGGAGAAUUUACUUGGCCUGAUGGAAGAAUGUACAAAGGUUACUGGGAAAAUGGAAAAUAGCAUGGUAGAGGAACCUAUAGAGGAACAAGCGGAGUUGAAAGGGAAGGUGAGUGGUUCGAAGGAAGAAAAAUAAAAUGGAUUGAUGAAUGA